GCGGCCUGACCGGGGGCGGGGGGAGGCCGCUCGUGGGGCGGGGGGUCCCUGCCGUGUUCCCUUCGGGCUCCCUUGGGCCCCUCGGUGUCCCCGGGAGCGGGGCGGGAGGCACCGGCCCCUCUCUGUACCUGGGGUUCUCUGCCGUGUCCCGGGGCGCGGGGAGGAGGGAGCGGCUCCUCCGAGCCCCGGGGCCGCCCGGUUCCACCGGCCCCAUCCCGCAGCCAUGGCGAACCACCUGCGCUUCGUGGGCCGCACGGUGAUGGUGCAGAACGGGAACGUGGAGGCGGCGUACAGCGUCCUCAACAGGAUCCUGGCGCAGGACGGCGUGGCCGACGCGGUGCGGCGCUCCCGGUACUACGAGAAGCCGACUCGGGCGCGGCGGCGGCGGGCGUUCGAGGCGUGCCGCCGGGUGUACUGCGCCGAGAUGGCGCGCAGGAUCGCCUUCCUGGCCAGGAGCGCCCGCCAGGACCCGUGGCCGGGCUGCUGAGGGAGUCCUGCCCCAAUAAAAACCCGCUAGCUCUGAUUGUUUUAA
This is a messenger RNA of Agelaius phoeniceus (red-winged blackbird), 532 nucleotides long. RefSeq names its product mitochondrial ribosomal protein S21 (gene MRPS21). The record is from RefSeq and is a predicted model, not a curated record. NCBI's taxonomy places the organism in Eukaryota, Metazoa, Chordata, Aves, Passeriformes, Icteridae. Gene Ontology annotation, molecular function: structural constituent of ribosome. Gene Ontology annotation, biological process: translation. Gene Ontology annotation, cellular component: ribosome.